This is a messenger RNA of Peronospora belbahrii, 1689 nucleotides long. The record is from the annotation of a GenBank genome assembly. Lineage: Eukaryota; Oomycota; Peronosporomycetes; Peronosporales; Peronosporaceae.
AUGGAUACUCAAGCCGCGACGACGUCUACGCUCGUAAAAACUCAAUCGUUAAACAAUAUUAACGAUCAUGAGACUAUGAUUUCAUCAGGAAAACCAUCACUCUCGAUACCUCAUUCUGCACCGGUAAAGUCUUUCUCCACUAGUGCAAUUGACGACCACGAAAGCUAUGAUCUCUUUGGGAGCGGUCCAGAGAUCGCUGCAGCCAUAAAAGAAGCACCGCCUAUGGCUAGCACAGCUCCAGUGGAAGAAGGGGGUAUUGGAGAGAUGCCCUUGUCAUGUGAUAAAGCAGCGUCUCCCAUGAACUAUGACCUUUUUCCAGCAUUGGCAUUAACGGACAAAUCCGAUAAAGUUGAAACAGUAGAGGACAAGUCAAAGAUGCGGCCGUUAUCAAAAGAAUAUAUUCGUAGUGAUAGCAAUAGCAGUACUGCUACUGGUACGAGUACGAGUGUUUUGAGCAGUAAUGGAUGGUUCCAAGGAAAUGUAUCAAGUGCCAAUAGUGACGCUUUGCAGGUGGCUUCAGUGAAAAAUCAAGAGACUGCAUCACCAGCGUACAAGAUGUCAGGAAAUGCAGUUGAUAUUGUAGCGGUGAAAAACAUCGACGGAAAGUACCUGACAACGUCGUGGCAUGUGUCGUUCUCAUGGUCACGCUUUCGAACGAGUUAUGUUACUGGUGUGGGUGAUAUGGUGAGGAUUCUAGUGAAUGGUAAAGAGCUGCCUACUAAGAUGGUGCUACUAGAGCGUGGGAGGUGUAUGUUUGUUACAGGUGGUUUAGUAAUUCCACCUGAAGACCUGCUUUUUGCUGAUAUAUCGGAAGAACAUCCGAAUCAUGUGCGAUUCGAACACUUUCAAAAGUACACAAAUACUGUUCGCUAUGUAGACGCGAAACUGCAUUUGUGGGGACCAAAUGAAUCGGUUGCUGUGGUUGACUUGGAUGGCACACUGACUAUCAGUGACGUAGAGGGACACAUCCGUACCCUGCGCCUCGGUCAGUACGACUUCCUGCAUGCAGGAGCCUGUGACUUCUUUACCAAGUUGCACGAGCUAGAGGUGCGAAUUGUGUACCUUACUGCACGUCCACUUGACUGGGCUUCCGCGUCACGGACACAUUUGGAGAAUGCGGUGCAACAAUCAAUCUCGCUGCCCCCAGGAGUUCUCAUCACAAACUCGACUGGUCUUACUGGCGCACUGUUCACGGAAGUUGUGAAUAAGACACCGCACCUUUUCAAGAUUCAAGUGUUGAACGAGCUGCAGCUUACGCUGAUUCAUGCUGGCCGAGUGGUUGAACAUCCAGUGUUUGUUGCAGGCUUCGGCAAUCGCCCCACCGAUAUCGUAGCUUACCAAGAGGUGGGUAUGGACCCUAAUCUAAUUUUCAUGUUAGACCCGUACUCGAACGUGAAGGCCGUGUCCGAUCCACGUCUUUACGAAUCGUAUAGUGAUCCUAACGUAUUACUGUGGCUGCUGCCUAAGCUUAAGCACCGUGUACCUAUCGAAAAGGUUGGUCGCAUCGACGAUUAUACAGUGCGCGAGCUCCUUUUGGCCGAAGAUCGAGAACAAUUACGCAUAGCCGAGAUGCAGGCUCGUCAACUGCAGCAAGAAGAAUUCGAGCAUGCUCGUCAAGAGGCAAAUCAAGCUCGAUAUGCUUCAAAAAACGCUCUUCGUGCCAGCAGCAGUCAGAAUUUCUCACGAUAA